Molecule: messenger RNA, 1639 nt
Organism: Orycteropus afer afer
Lineage: Eukaryota; Metazoa; Chordata; Mammalia; Tubulidentata; Orycteropodidae
Gene: KRT82
Product: keratin 82
Biological process (GO): intermediate filament organization; keratinization
Cellular component (GO): keratin filament
Molecular function (GO): structural constituent of skin epidermis
Source: RefSeq, a predicted model, not a curated record
GGAAAGCUAAGCUGUGAUCUAAUAAUUCAUAACUCCCAUUCUCCCCGCCUAAGUUCCCACCUCUCUGCCUCUCUGUUCUGCCAUGUCUUGCCACUCUUUCCAGCCAGGUUUCAGGUGCGGAAGUCGGAACUUUAGUUCAUUCACAGCUGUCAUCCCCCGGACGGUGACCCAUUAUGCAGUGAGCAAGGGGCACUGCCGACCUGGGAGUGGCGGGGGCCUCCGAGCCCUGGGCUGCCUCGGCUCACAGAGCCUGUGCAACGUGAGCUUCGGGAGGCCCCGGGUUGCCUCUAGGUGCUGCCUGCCUAGCUUUGGGUACCGAGCAGGAGGCCCCUGUGGGCCUUCUCCUUGCAUAAACCCCGUCACCAUCAAUGAGAGUCUGCUGGUGCCACUCGAGUUAGAGAUUGAUCCAACUGUGCAGAGGGUGAAGAGGGAUGAGAAGGAGCAGAUCAAGUGCCUCAACAAUCGCUUUGCAUCCUUCAUCAACAAGGUCCGGUUCCUGGAGCAGCAGAACAAGCUGCUGGAGACCAAAUGGAACUUCCUGCAGCAGCAGAGGUGCUGCCAGAGCAACAUAGAGCCCAUCUUCGAGACCUACAUCUGCGCCCUCCGGAGGGAGCUAGAUUGUGUGGCUGGGGAUCGAGCAAAGCUGGAGUCAGAGCUCUGUAGCCUCCAGGACGUGCUGGAGGGCUACAAGAAAAAAUAUGAAGAGGAGCUCUCCCUGCGACCUAGUGCUGAGAAUGAGUUUGUCGCCUUGAAGAAGGAUGUGGACACAGCCUUCCUGAUUAAGGCAGACCUGGAGACGAAUGUGGAGGCUCUGCUCCAAGAGGUCAACUUCCUGAGAAGCCUGUAUGAGGAGGAGAUCUGCCUGCUCCAGUCUCAGAUCUCAGAGACCUCGGUCAUUGUGAAGAUGGACAAUAGCAGGGAGCUGGAUGUGGAUGGCAUCAUUGCUGAUAUCAAGGCUCAGUACGAUGACAUCGCCAGCCGCAGCAAAGCUGAAGCAGAAGCCUGGUACCAGUGCCGGUAUGAGGAGAUGAGGAUGACAGCUGGAAACCACUGUGACAACCUCCGCAACCGCAAGAAUGAGGUCCUGGAAAUGAGCAAGCUGAUCCAACGGUUGCAGCAAGAAAUUGAGAAUGUCAAAGCCCAGCGCUGCAAACUCGAAGGUGCCAUAGCUGAGGCAGAGCAGCAGGGCGAGGCAGCCCUCAGCGACGCCAAGUGCAAGCUGGCCGGGCUGGAGGAGGCCCUGCAGAAGGCCAAGCAGGACAUGGCCUGCCUGCUCAAGGAGUACCAGGAGGUGAUGAACUCCAAGCUGGGGCUGGACAUCGAGAUCGCCACCUACAGGCGUCUACUGGAGGGUGAAGAGCACAGGCUGUGCGAAGGUAUCGGGCCUGUGAAUAUCUCUGUGAGCAGCUCCAAAGGUGCUGUCCUCUAUGAACCCUGUGUAGUCAGCACACCCAUGAUGAAGACGGAGUACUGCCCAGCAGGCACCAGUGUCUUGCGGAGCAGUGGAGGCUGCAGCAUUGUGGGAACCAGUGAACUCUACAUCCCCUGCGAGCCCCAGGGGAUGCUGAGCUGUGGGAGUGGGCGGAGCUCCAGCAUGAAGCUAGGGGCUGGGGCCAGCUCCUCUGGCCAUAAGUGUUAG